AUGGAUACAUUCGAAUCAAAAUUUUCCGGAGUCUUAAAUAGUCCCCCGACCGGAUCUCUGGGGGGGACUGACUUGAAUGUUUCAGAAGAAAGACUAAACUUACGUACAACUUUAAAAAUUGGAACUUGGAAUACCCAAAGCCUUUUCGAAGCUGGGAAAUUGGCAAAUCUCGUACAGGAAAUGAGCAGACUCAGGAUAGAUAUUCUAGGAGUUGCAGAAACUUGGUGGCCCGACUCUGGAAUAUGUCCCGUCGAAAAUGGUGUCUUCUAUUAUUCAAGAAACCAGGACAGAAAUCACAGAAAAGGGGUAGGAAUCAUAAUAUCCAAAAACCUGAUAAAAUAUGUGGUAGACUUCGUCCCUUACCCCGAUCGUACUGCUUUAAUAAAAUUUAGAGCUAAACCUGUCGACCUAAAUAUAAUUCAGCUGUAUGCAUCAACAGCCGACUCAAAUGACCAAGACAUAGAAGAGUUUUACAGUGAUGUGAAGGGUCUUCUAAAAUCAACUAAAAAACAAGAAGUUAAUAUAGUCAUGGGCGACCUAAAUGCGAAGAUUCUGUCAAGAAGAACAUAUGACAGUAACCAACACAUGGUUCCAACAUCACCCUCGCCGCCUAUAUACCUGGAAAUCACCAAGAGACCAACCAGGGAACGUUACCCGUAA
This is a messenger RNA of Diorhabda carinulata, 660 nucleotides long. Its product is annotated as craniofacial development protein 2-like. The transcript has a single exon. The record is from RefSeq and is a predicted model, not a curated record. Lineage: Eukaryota; Metazoa; Arthropoda; Insecta; Coleoptera; Chrysomelidae. Bases 1 to 660 code for a protein of 219 amino acids. Gene Ontology annotation, molecular function: catalytic activity.